ACGAAGCUGCAUCCAUGUCCACUAUCCACCUGACAUUAUUUAAGACACUUUGUUCUAUUUGACAGGUGAAACCUUCAACUCAUUAAGUUUCCAGUAUAGGAUUGGAAGCACCACACUGAGCAGGAUUGUCAUGGAAACAUGCACAGCUCUUACCUGUGCACUGCAUGAAGAUUACUUGAAGACACCAUCAACCGAGUCUGAGUGGAAGGCCAUUGCCAGAGACUUUGCAAACAAGUGGCAAUUUCCACACUGCCUGGGAGCUAUAGAUGGUAAACACAUCUUCAUCCAACCCCCUCCCAAGAGUGGCAGCAUGUAUUUUAACUACAAGUCCAGGUUUUCCAUCAUUCUUAUGGCUGUUGUUGAUGCCAAUUACAAGUUUGUGUAUGCAAGCGCAGGGACACAAGGUAGGGUCUCUGAUGCAGGAGUGUUUGCCCAUUCAGACCUGAAAGAAGCAAUGGACACAGGCACACUGAACUUUCCCCCUGCUGAUACCCUGCCAGGCACUGAUGCUAUGAUGCCACACAUGCUAAUUGGAGAUGAUGCUUAUCCCCUCCGACCAGAUCUCAUGAAACCAUAUCCAUUUCGAAACCUUAACACCGAUCAGAGAAUAUACAACUACCGUCUGUCCAGAGCACGUCGCGUUGUGGAGAACGCUUUCGGAAUUUUGGCGAAUCGCUUCAGAGUGUUCAGAACAACAAUUUGCCUGGACCCAGACAAGGUUGUCACCAUUAUCUUUGCGUGUCUUUGUCUGCACAACUAUCUCCGGGACCACAGAUCUGACGCCUAUGUACCACCUGGCUAUGUGGAUUCUGAGGAUGCCAACCACCAGCUGGUCGAAGGUGCAUGGAGAAGGGAGGGAGAGCUUCAGUCAGUUUCAAUGGGCCUUGCACGGAACCCCUCAGUGGAAGCAAAGAAACAACGAGAUGUCCUUUGCGAGUACUUUGUCUCACCUGCAGGGAGUGUUUCAUGGCAAGAAGACAUGGUGUAGGAAGACAGAAGGGUUGUUUUUUGUUUGUUUUUUUGUUUAA
Messenger RNA from Haplochromis burtoni (Burton's mouthbrooder), 1028 nucleotides. RefSeq names its product protein ANTAGONIST OF LIKE HETEROCHROMATIN PROTEIN 1-like. Lineage: Eukaryota; Metazoa; Chordata; Actinopteri; Cichliformes; Cichlidae. The transcript has 2 exons. The record is from RefSeq and is a predicted model, not a curated record. The coding region runs from base 131 to 988 and encodes 285 amino acids.